UGCCUUUUCAACUUCCGUCUGUUUCCCACCUCCCAGGGGCCAGGUUCCAUGCAUUGGGAUGCGAUACAUAACGCCCACGUUUCGUUCGUUUAUGGCGGUACACCCUGCUCCGUGGCUAGUCCGGAUCGAUCUUUCGUAUCACAUGUCUGACGCACGAUGACAACGAAAGUCUUCUCGCUAUACAUCUUUGACCGGCAUUGUAAUCCAGUCUAUUACCAAGACUGGACGCACCUCCACCAGGGCCUCUUGGCGCCACUGCACCCCGCUACCGCCGAGCCGUCCUCUUCGGCCUCUGCCGUCGGGGACACUAGCGUGGACACGGUUGCCGCAUCAGAAGCUAGCACGAGCACGUUCCAAUCGCUCAGCUCAUCCCUGCGAAAUGCGACACAGGUGCUAGCGUCGAGUGGGAAUGCAUCAGGCAGCGCGAAAGGCGCGGGGCCACUCCGGAAAGCGGGAGAGGUGCCGCCAAAUGUCACUCGCAGUGUCGCGAAAUCAUGUUUACCCACCGCUUCGAAGCAGCGGUCCAGCUUGACGUCUUCGGUGGCUGGAACGGCGAAUGAAGGAGUGUCGUUGGGUGGAAACAGCGCGCUGCCGUUUGAUGAACAAGCCAAGCUCGUGUACGGUGUGGUCUUCUCGCUGCGAAAUAUGUGCCGCAAGCUUGGAGGAGGAGCGGCGGGAACACAGGAGAACGGCGUGUCCCCUCUGUCCUCGGCUUCACCAGCGACAGCAGAGUUGUUUAACAGCUACACGACGCCGACAUACACGCUUACACAUUUCCAAUCGCCGACGAUGUACACUUUUGUCCUGCUCACUGACCCGAUGCCAUCUGCUACCGGGUUCGGCGGUACGGGUGCGUCCGGCAGCGGCGCAGGCAGUGCGGCCAAGGGCUCGUCGUUGCCCGGCGGUGGCGGUCUCAUGUCAGGCUACUCGAUCUCUUCGCGCUUCUCUGUCGCUUCCAGCGCCACCUCUUCAUCCAGUAAUGCGGCGACAGCGCUUGCAGGCGGGGCUGGCAGCGCAGGCGCAGGAUUUGCAUCAGCAGCAGGUACGAUUCCAGGGACAGGCGGCGUCACGCUCAAAUCUGUGCUGGUGAACAUCUGGAAAGGGCCUUGGGUGCAGCACGUUGCCCGCAAUCCGCUCUGCCAAAGUGGGCUUGAGCGAAGCGUGCAGGCGGAGCGUGCUGCAGGUGUGGAUAGUGAUGGCUUUCGGGAUGCAGUGGAGAAACUAUUUGCGCAAUACAAGCUCUCUGCACCGCCGUCACCUGUAUUAUAGAGGCCAUACAAACCAGGCAGCUGUGCCAACAC
Molecule: messenger RNA, 1301 nt
Organism: Tilletiaria anomala UBC 951
Lineage: Eukaryota; Fungi; Basidiomycota; Exobasidiomycetes; Georgefischeriales; Tilletiariaceae
Exons: 3
Coding region: 157-1269 (370 amino acids)
Biological process (GO): endoplasmic reticulum to Golgi vesicle-mediated transport
Cellular component (GO): TRAPP complex
Source: RefSeq, a predicted model, not a curated record